This is a messenger RNA of Epinephelus moara (kelp grouper), 3051 nucleotides long. Its product is annotated as E3 ubiquitin-protein ligase TRIM21-like. Bases 808 to 2574 code for a protein of 588 amino acids. Gene Ontology annotation, molecular function: zinc ion binding; protein binding. The record is from RefSeq and is a predicted model, not a curated record. The transcript is spliced from 2 exons. Lineage: Eukaryota; Metazoa; Chordata; Actinopteri; Perciformes; Serranidae.
UUCAUUUAUAACUGUUUCCCUUUUUUUCUUGUUUCUUUUUGUUCCCUCGAUUCCAUCCUUCCUCGCUGCUUCCAUCUUUUCUUGUGGCUACUUUUCAUCCCACCUGUCACUGUGCCCUUUUCCCCUUAUUUAUUUCUUUAUUUUCUUGCUUCCUUCUAUCCUUUAUUUUCCUCCAAUCGUAACUCAUCUGAUCUGAAAGCAUUAAAAUCCCCCAAACCAGGGGAAAAAACACUGCGUGUUAAUUCUUACUUGUAAUGACACUCUCUCUGAAGGAUUUCAGUCUUUCUCUGCACACAGUGAGGCUUUAACAGUUUUUUGAGGCCAAGCGGCUACUAAACUAUGAUUAAUGGCAGAGGUGCUUCAGUAACCAGCAACAGUCUUAUCUCCUCAACACACACAGCUUGGCCGCCCUGGAACAUUAUCUACGCAGUGCAACCCUCGUGCCCAACUUGCACGCUAACACACAUACACACUCACAGAUUUGCUGCAUAGUGGCCGAGACAGGAACCCACACACUUCAGUACAGUACACACUGAGAAACACACACACACACACACACACACACACUGGGUCCAAUUUGGAGGGAGAUAAAAGGAAGAGCAGAAGAGGGAAGCAGUGAGAGAGUCUGAGAAACAGGAAAUCAAUCAGGCAGAAAUGUACUGAACUAAAACAGAAAUCUAUCCUCAAACACUAAAUAAUACAGAACACACUCAGACAUUGGACCCAAAAACAACCCUCACUGGUAUCCAGACCUUAAAAACAGCCUCUGACUUCACAGACAAAAAUGUGUCUGUCCCUUUAAGAAACAUGACACAGGAAGAAACUGAAAGUGAACAACUUUUCUGGGAAACCACCAGAAUCUCCACCGUUAAUAUUUCUCCUUCCCAGACCAACACAGACAGACAAAUGGCCUCCAGCAACAGUCUUUUAUCUGAGGAUCAGUUUCUUUGUCCCAUCUGCCUGGAUGUGUUCACUCGCCCAGUUUCCACUCCAUGUGGACACAACUUCUGCAUGUCCUGUAUCUCAUCUUACUGGGACGAUACACCAGUCAGCCAGUGUCCAGUCUGUAAGGAGACAUUUGAGAGGAGACCGGACCUCAGGGUCAACACUUUCAUCUCAGGGCUUGCAUCGCAGUUCAUGUCGCUUCAAGUGACAGACUCUCACAUCUGGAGCCCGGACCAACAGCAGGCUCGCUGUGGUGGAGCGGUGCUGUGUGAUAUUUGCACUGACACCCAGCAAGAGGCUGUCAAAUCCUGUCUGGAGUGUCUGACUUCUUACUGCGACGUCCAUCUAGAGCCUCAUCACAGAGCUGCCGGCCUGAAGAGACACACACUGGUUGACCCCUUGGCGAGCCUGCAGGACAGGAUCUGCAAGGAGCACGCCAGAUGCCUGACGCUGUUCUGUAUAGACGAUGGGGUUUUGCUGUGUGACGUCUGCGCCGGUUUGCGCCACAUCAACCAUGACGUCACUUCUCCGCGGCAAGCUUAUGAGGAGAAGAAAGCUUUGCUGGGGGACACUGAGGCCAAAGUGCAGCAGAUGAUCCAGGAGAGGCUGCAGAAGGUCCGAGUCAUGAAGGAGUCAGUAGAACAAAGCAAGACAGAAUCCAAGGAGGACUUGAUGAGACUGGUGUCUGGCAUCCAGAAGUGCCAGACGGAGCUUGUGAAGGUGAUGGAGGAGAAGCAGAAAGCAGCAGAAGAACAGGCAGAUGGGUUUAUUAGCAGUAUGGAGCGAGAGAUAACCGAGCUGCAGAGGACAACAGUGAAGCUGAGGGAGCUGAAACAGACUGAAGACCAGCUUUGUUUCCUCCAGAGUUUCCCAAACCGAUCCAUCCUACCACACACAAUGGACUUGUCCACAUUAAGUUUAAACAGACAAGCGGAGAUACACCACGUACAGAAAUCUUUGAACAAAUCAGUGUCUCAGCUGCGAAUGUUACUGGAUAAAAUGAACACAGUAAUACAAAAACUCUCUGACGGCACAGACGUGUCAAACGAUGCUACGCUGGAAUACGUGCAGCAGUAUGAAGUGGACGUUGUGCUCGAUCAUGAUACCGCUCACCCUUUGCUCAUUUUAUCUGACGAUGGGAAACAGGUGAGAUACAGCAUGGAUUCAGCUUUGUGGGUAAACCCGACCCUGAGCCAGAACACGUUUACUGUAGAUCUUGCAGUUCUGGGACAGAGAGGCUUUGGACAUAGCUUUUACUUCGAGGUGUUUGUGGGCGGAAAGACAGAGUGGUGUCUGGGUGUGGCCAAGGCGUCAAUCCAAAGGAGGGAGGCGGUUGUUCGGAGCCCUCAUCGUGGACUCUGGGCCAUCUGGUUCCUAAAGAAUAAGUUCGAAGCCUUCAGUUCUCCAAAUGUGCGGGUAUACUCUGGGAAAGUGGAGCGGGUCGGCGUGUUUGUGGAUUACAACGGAGGGCAAAUUUCUUUCUAUGACGUACAGACAGCAACACUCAUUCACUCGUUCACUGGGUGUGUCUUUACUGAAAUACUGCAUCCGUACUUUAAUCCUUGUGACAAUGAAUAUGGUUCAAACUUGGGGCCGAUGAUAAUUGUUCCUGUCAAUCCUACGGAGUGAGCUGUGGGUUAUUUACUAAAAUGCAAGUGAUGUGUUUGAUUGCAUAUAAAACUCUUCAUAUUCAAGAGCAGUUUUUUUUUCUUCGCAAAGCUCCUCCUAAAGUUCCUUUCCUGAUUUCUGUGUCUGCUGUAUCUCAGUGUGCCUUAAAUUGAAACUGCCAUGUCAUAUAGGAAAAAAAUAUAUUUGUAUACAUCAUAACCUUGAUUAAUUAUUUAGUUCAAGACAAUGUAAAGUGGAGGGAAUAAACAGAAGAGCUUAGAGAAACUGGUGGAGGGGAAAGUAGAGUGUGCAGAUUACAACUAUGUGAGUUUAUGUGGUGUUGUUUAGGUCUGGUGUGGUUGCAGAAAAUACUUAGUAAUUGUUAUUUUAAAGAGAAAAAUAUGAUUUUAUCUACAGACACAAUGUUGUUUAACAAAUCAAUCUCCAGAGCUCUUCAGUGGAUGAUUAAUAUUUAAUAAAUAAACUAAAAAGAACUAA